Molecule: messenger RNA, 813 nt
Organism: Lactuca saligna
Lineage: Eukaryota; Viridiplantae; Streptophyta; Magnoliopsida; Asterales; Asteraceae
Source: the annotation of a GenBank genome assembly
AUGGGCCGGGAAGGGGAUAAAGAGGCAUUGAUGGGGAAGUUGUUGGGGGAAGAAGAAUGUGAUGAAAGUGUGAGCAUAAUGUCAAUAGUUGGUAUGGGUGGAAUAGGCAAAACCACUCUUGCCAAACUUUUAUACAAUGAUGAGAAAGUGAAGGAUCACUUUCAACUCAGAGCAUGGGUUUGCGUUGCUGAAGAGUUGGAUGUAUCUAACAUUAGCAAGGCUAUUUUCCAAGCAGUAACUGGGAAAAAUGAAGAUUUUGCUAAUCUUGAUCUGCUUCAUGUUGCCCUCAAAGAAAAACUUUCAAAGAAGAGGUUCUUACUUGUUUUAGACGAUGUCUGGAAUGAAGACUACAGUAAGUGGGAACUCCUCCAGAGCCCUCUUCUUGUAGGGGCACCUGGAAGUAGAGUUAUUGUCACAACCAGGAGUAUCAGGGUUGCAUCAGUGAUGGACUCAAAAGAAGUUUAUGAGCUGAACGUUUUGUCAAAUGAAGAUGCUCUAUCAUUGUUUGGUCAACACGGGUUAGCUGAAAAGAACUUUGACAAACAUCCAGCACUUAAGUUGCUUGGUGAAGGUAUGGUGAAAAAAUGUGGUAGAUUGCCUUUGGCUUUGAAAGCAGUUGGGAGGAUCUUGAAGGGAAAUAGGAAUGGUGAUGAGUGGGAGAAGUUGUUAAACAGUGAGAUAUGGGAUAUAGAGGAAGGAAGUGAUAUUCUUCCGGCUCUAAGACUAAGCUAUUAUCAUCUCCCUCCACAUUUGAAGCAGUUGUUUGCAUAUUGCUCCUUAUUUCCCAAGGACACUGAGUUUAAUAAAAAAUGA